Molecule: messenger RNA, 334 nt
Organism: Paramecium pentaurelia
Lineage: Eukaryota; Ciliophora; Oligohymenophorea; Peniculida; Parameciidae
Source: the annotation of a GenBank genome assembly
AUGAUGUUAUUUGGAUAUUAGAUUGUCUUAGGAACAGAAGACAUAUUUUAACCUUUGGGGAUGAAACAAACAGAUUCCUUAAAAGCAUAUAUUAGCGAAGAGUAUCCUUUGAAAUCAGAAUCUCGGUUUGUCAAGCCUUUAAAAGGACUAUAAUAUGAUUCAGUGAAUUUAUUGAAGUUUAGGAAAAUCUAUCAUUUUGAUUAGAGUUUCUAAUGGUAUGAAUUUACAGCAAGUAGAUUUCAUGCUAAUUUAAUCGGAUGUUGUUGUUUUAUAGUGUAAACUCAUGAACCUGUUUUGCUAAAUUAUAUGUUUACAUUUUAAUUUACCCCUUCAU